UAUAGGAAGUGUCGCGAUAGUUACCCUCAGUUCUACUGUGACAGUCUCAUAAAGUCUCGUGUAUAGUUUAACGUUUACUAAUUUAACGAUAAAGACCGUGUCUGUUAUUUCUAUCGGUCUCUCGCUGUGGUGUGCUCAGUGUUAAAAGUUCAUGUCGGUUUCUGACGCGUUUUUCUACCUCUCGUCAUGCCUGUCAGAGCAGAGUGCUGCUGUCCAACCGGCGCGGCCUGUCCAUCCUCGGCCUGUCUUGUUCCGCCCGCCCCGAUCAACACCCACCAACCCGGGGUGUUCACCUCUCUGCUCUGCAGCGGCGCUCAGUAUCGGGGUUAUCAGAGGAGUAAAGGGAACUCUUACGAUGUUGAAGUUGUUUUACAGCAUGUGACCAUGGAGGACUCAUAUUUGUGUGGAUACCUGAAGAUCAAAGGCCUGACUGAGGAGUUUCCCACUCUUACUACGUUCUUUGUUGGUGAAAUUAUUAGCUGGAGGCGGCCUUUUUUAACACGGAAGUGGGAUGCAGACGAGGAUGUGGACAGAAAGCAUUGGGGGAAGUUUCCCGCUUUUUACAAAUAUGGAAAAUCAUUUAACUCGGACAACUUUGACUACAGAGCCUUGGAAAACAGUGACUACAUCUUCAUGAGGUGGAAGGAGCAGUUUCUUGUUCCCGACCACACAAUCAAAGACAUCAGCGGUGCCUCCUUCGCAGGCUUCUACUACAUUUGCUUCCAGAAGUCCACAGCCACCAUUGAGGGCUACUAUUACCACAGGAGCUCAGAGUGGUACCAGUCACUCAGUCUAACCCAUAUUCAGGAGCGCAGUAUGCCUAUUUAUGAAUUUCGGUGAUAUAAAUUCUACAUGAAGAGAUGGCUCAUAGCGCUCUGCGAAGACCUGGGACACGAUGCCAGCAAACCGCUGGAUGGCGAAUUUUCCUCCUUGGAAGGAAAACUAAGCAGUAGCCAGACGUCCCGUCCUCGUUGCAGAAAGUAAAGCAUGGAUGGAAGAAGAGCUGAACAGAUGGAGACUUAUGAGGCAAAACCAUUCAAACUGAUAUAAGAAAGUCAUUGGUUUCCUAUUUUGCUUGUUUUAUUUGAUUAUUUUUCAUGUAUUUUAUUGCUCUCUGCUAUAGAGCAUCACAGUUGGCUUUGGACUUUGGAUGCAUGUUGCACUUUUAGUGAAGGUUUGCCAAGGAAAAAAAAAAGCUAAUUUUGUUCUUCGAUGAAAAUCUAUUUUUGAUAGAAAAUGUUUAACCAAAUUAAUUUAUUCUGGGUUUAUGGAUAAAAGUUUGUAUUAUAACAAAGGUUAUUUAAGAUGAUUGAUUGAAAAUCGGAACAUUAUUAUUAACCAUGGUUUCCAUAAAUGGUUUUCUAUGCAAGUCAAAUAAUUGUAGAGGUAAGAUUGUUACUAGCCUCUAGCAUGUUUUUUUUUUUUUUUCUUCUAUAAUAAUUCCGACUCUUGUUUUAUUAGAAAUGCAUGAUGUUAAAUAACUUGCCCAAUUAUAGACUGAAAAGUUAGAGAUCCUUUGGUUUGGGAACAGUAGACUGUUCCUUUUGUAAAGUUUAUUAUUAAAAAAAAUAAAUGCUUAAAUUUGGAAAAGGUGGAGGCAAGUUCUGAGACCUGAAAGUGAGAAAAAGGACCAAAGGGAAAUUCUCACUAAGAAAAAAAUCUGUUGCCUUACAAUUUGAAUCGCUUGUAAAGCUUCUCUUAAACUUCUUGGGCUGGAAUUUGAUUUAGUGGAAAUAAUUAGAAAUAUCUCUUCAGGAUCCUCUAAGCUUCCCUGAGCAGAGAUUAUGUUAAACCUAAGUGCAUUAAACUGUUCACCUACAGUUUUACAGCUGAGCUUAAGCAAGUUUUCAUUGAACCAGUGAAAUUAAAUGCAUAUGUCACAAUCAUCAAUUGUUUUUUAUUUAUUAAUCAUGUAACAGGAUUUAAGAUGUGCAAUGGUAGAUGUUUAGGAGUUUAUCAUGAGAAUGUCUGUUUGAUGAUGUUGAGCCAUUUGGACAUUGAGGUGAAAUAAACUUUUAUGCAAAUGUGUGCAA
Messenger RNA from Cyprinodon tularosa, 2033 nucleotides. RefSeq names its product GID complex subunit 4 homolog (gene gid4). The record is from RefSeq and is a predicted model, not a curated record. Lineage: Eukaryota; Metazoa; Chordata; Actinopteri; Cyprinodontiformes; Cyprinodontidae. Gene Ontology annotation, cellular component: extrinsic component of membrane; GID complex. Gene Ontology annotation, biological process: proteasome-mediated ubiquitin-dependent protein catabolic process; negative regulation of gluconeogenesis; protein targeting to vacuole. The transcript is spliced from 6 exons. Bases 187 to 840 code for a protein of 217 amino acids.